UUCUCCCGCUUCGUCGAGGUCGGGCGCGUCGUGCUCAUCAACUACGGCCCCGACGAGGGCAAGCUCGCGACGAUCAUCGACAUCGUCGACGGCAACAAGUGCCUCGUCGACGGCCCGGCGACGAAGACGGGCGUCGCCCGCCAGGUCAUCCCCUUCAAGCGCGUCGCGCUCACGGACAUCGUCGUCAAGAUCCCCAAGAACGCGCGGCAAAAGACGCUGAACAAGGCCUGGGACGAGGCCGACGUCCUCGCCAAGUGGGACGCGUCCUCCUGGGCGAAGAAGCUCGCGGCCAAGAAGAAGCGCGCGUCCCUCACGGACUUCCAGCGCUUCCAGCUCAUGGUCGCGCGGAAGCAGCGGUCCGCGAUCGUCGCCGCCAAGGUCAAGGAGAUGUCCUAG
Molecule: messenger RNA, 396 nt
Organism: Aureococcus anophagefferens
Lineage: Eukaryota; Pelagophyceae; Pelagomonadales; Pelagomonadaceae
Exons: 1
Biological process (GO): translation; ribosomal large subunit biogenesis
Cellular component (GO): ribosome; cytosolic large ribosomal subunit
Molecular function (GO): structural constituent of ribosome; RNA binding
Source: RefSeq, a predicted model, not a curated record